Molecule: messenger RNA, 7448 nt
Organism: Sus scrofa (pig)
Lineage: Eukaryota; Metazoa; Chordata; Mammalia; Artiodactyla; Suidae
Source: RefSeq, a predicted model, not a curated record
GCCCAUGUAUUAUUUUCUGGCUAUGCUGGCUGCGACUGAUCUCAGCCUUUCAUGGUCUUCCAUGCCCACCAUGGUCAGCGUCCACUUGUUCAACUGGCGCUCAGUGGCCCUCGAUGCCUGCAUCACUCAAAUGUUCUUUAUCCAUGCCUUUGGGGGAGUGGAAUCAGGUGUGCUGGUGGCCAUGGCUUUUGAUUGUUUUGUGGCAAUUCGCUUUCCUUUGCACUAUGGAGCCAUCACCAAGAGUGGAGCAGCAGUGCUGUUGCGGAGUGUGGGGCUGGUGCUCCCUGUGCCUUUCCUCCUCAAAAGGCUACCUUUCUGCCACUCCAACAUCCUCUCCCAUGCAUACUGCCUCCAUCAGGAUGCCAUGAGGCUUGCCUGCGCUGACACCAGCAUCAACAGCAUCUACGGCUUGCUGGCUGUGAUCUUCGCCAUUGUAUUAGAUGCCUUGAUCCUGUUGGUCUCUUACUUUCUAAUCCUCCAGGCAGUAUUGGGCAUUGCUUCCUCGGAAGAGAGACUCAAGGCUCUCAACACCUGCCUCUCUCAUAUCUGUGCAGUGCUGCUUUUCUAUGUACCUCUUAUUGGCAUGACUCUGAGUCACCGCUUUGGGAAGCAUUUGUCACCAGUAGUACACACGGCCAUGGCCAACAUCUACCUGCUGCUUCCUCCGGUGCUCAAUCCUGUGGUUUACAGUGUUAGGACCAAGCAGAUCCGGCAGCGAAUUGUCCUAGUCUUCCGCAGAGGCAGGGUUGGCUCUUAGGGCUUUUAGGACUUCUGUGCAAAUACAAUCAAGUUGGAGAAGAAUAUCAAACACAGAGCUGUCCAAAAGAAAUUCCUGCAGCAAUGCAAAUGUUCUGAGUCUCUGUUGUUUAAUAGCGUAACCACUAGCCACGCAUGGUUAUUGAAGCACUGGAAUCUUGGCUAGUGCAACCAAGGCACUGAGACUUUAAAUUUUAUUCUAUUCUAAUUAAUUGAAAUGUCAACUUAAAUAGUUACUUGUGCCGAAGACCAGCUAAUGGGUUAUUAUAUGCCAGUGCGCAGUGGUUUUGGUGAAGAAAGAAUUUAUCUGAGAUGGCAUGUUAAAAAGAUGAACAUUUACUUUCUCAAAAUGUUGUCUAACAGCAUUUCAAUAUUUAUAGUUCAUUUUAGUGUGUGGUGCUAUUAAGUUUUCACAGAUGCAUAGUCAUGUUACCACCACUGAAACCAAGAUACAGAAAAAGUAUAUCACUCCCCUAAAUUGCCUCAUGCUGUCCCUUUGCAGUCAACCCCACCACUGUCCAUACCCAACCCCCUAACACGUUCUGAUUUGUUCUACAUGCUCAUAAUUCCUCUUUUUCCAGAGCAUCAUAGUCCCUUCAGCUUGUAGUCUUCCUUGUCUAGUUUCUUAAUACAAGGCAUCUGAGAUUCUCCUACGCUGUGUGUAUGGCCAGUGUAUUCUUUUUCAUCGCUGAGCAGUAUUCCACUGUAUUCAUUAACAACUUAGUCAAGAAAAAUAAACCCUAUAGUCAAGAAAAAUUAUUAGAUAUGGUAUGGAUCAUACCUACUGUGGAGAGAUGGAGUCUGGUAAAAAACAAGGCUGACACUGUAUGUGAGCAUGCAGCUGGGAAUCACGCUGUCUCUGGGACAGACAGAUGGAGGACCAAGUGUUACAAUCACAUUUUCCGAAGCUAUGACUGGAAGCAAUGACCAUAGAAGGUGGUAUGGCCUAUUGGUUAAGAUGAAGAGCUUUAGAGUAAGACAGAUGAGGGCUUGAACACCAGCUCUGUAGCUUGUACAGGUAUUCAAAACCAUUUGAGUUUUAAUUUCCUGCUCUGUGAAAAAAUGGAGAGUAAUACUUAACCCAUAAGCGUGAUGAUAAAUAAAUACAACAAUGCGUUUCAAGGGUGACUUUUGGAAAGUAUUGUGAGCUCAUCAAAUGCUAGUUUGAUUAUGCUGAGAAGGGUGGGUGGGUUGCAGCUGAGACUCAGUGAACAAGCCAGCUUCUUAGGAAAGGUUCCUGGUUAAGAUAAGGACCAUGGGGAGGCAAGGGGGAAGAGGAGGAGGCGCGUUAGGAAGAGUGCAUCCUGGAGCUGAGAACGCAGGGAUGACACUGUACUCUCCCCAUCCUGCUCUGAUGUUCAGGGAGCCUCCCUGGCUGAGAAUCCGUAGCCUAAGGCAAGAUGAAGAAGAAUGGGUGUAGUUGUAUGACCCCAACAGGCAGUUUUUAAAGACAUCCAUUUCUGUCGGCCCCCAGGGCCAGGGCUUUGCCUGGGCCUGGGAGCAGGCUCUGAAGCUCCUUUAGGAAGAUGUGUCUGAGCUGUCAGAGAGGAACAUAAUCUGAUGGGUCCCAUAACUCUUGAUGCAACCAGUGAACUCACUAAUGGAGACAGCCCUCUGUUGCUUGGUGAGUCUACGAAGCUUCCUAUAAAGCUCCCGCUCUGGGGAGCCGGCUUGGUCUCUGCUCUGUGGUGGGAUUCAAGAGAAGUUGGUGGUAUUUCCUGCUGACCUGAGCAGGUAAGAAGAAUGCAUACAUGGGAAGGAACAGAAGGGGAGAGGAUUAAAAAGUGAGAAAUGCCAGGAGAAGGAGGGAAAGGAGAAGAGCAAUGAAAUGACGGAAGCUACAAAUGAGGCAAGAUGAAGAAGCAGGGGGGUGUAAGGGUGCGUGGAAUUGAAAGAGGGAGGUGGAGGAAUGAGGGAAUGGAAGGAAAUGAGAAAAAGAGAUAGAACUCAGAACUCUCCUCUUGUGGCUGAGAUCAUUCAGACACCAGUCAACAUCAAAAGAAGAUGUCUAUUGUUCCGGGUGCUCCCUUUGCAGCUAGCACUGAGAGAAGAAAAUCAGGCACACCCAGCCUUUUAAAGAACUCACAGGCCAGGCAGAAAAAGGAGAUGGUGCCUGCAUAUGUAAAUUUACCAGUAUCAACCAUGCCUCAUGACUGAGUCAAAUGAAAGAUCCAGGCAUAAAGCAGUGCAGGGAUUUAGAAGCUGAUGGGGAAGUUUCAGGUUCACAAUAUGGCCUGAAACUUCUCUCCAGACUGGGGAGAGACCUGAUUUCAGUGCUGAGAAAUGCACAGAAGAUGGGGAUUGGUAAACGAAGAGAAAUGGCCUGGACCUUACUGAUCCAGUAAGUAGGGAUGUCACUUGUGGAUCACUAAGUUAUUGAGUUGGGUGGAUCUUAUCCAAGUCAUUCGAUCUUGCUUUCUGUAUAGGAAUUGAUAGGCAUUAUGUUUUGACAGGCCAGUCAGAUGGAGAACUGAUGCUAUAAAGCUCCAGCCUAUUCUUCUAGUUAGUGGGCAGUACAGAGAGAACCCUGACAAACCCAGGCACUGAAUUUUGCCCCAAAACUAGUUCCACAGUGUAUGGGCUCACUGGAUCCAGAGGGAAAGCCCUCUGCUCCCUUUGCUGUCUACACAGCUGUAUUCCAUAGGAAGCAAGUUCUCCAGGAGCAAAGUGAGCCAACAUAUAUCUCCUCUCCUCCUAACCCCUCGUAUCGUCCAGUAUCAUCUUUGUUCCUUUUGAUAUACAGUUCAAAGGACAGUGUGUUUAUCUCGAUUAUUCUUCCAUUCUAAAACUCCUCUCUAUAUCCACCAACACAGAGAGAUAUAGACAAUACAAAUAUAUGUGGACAUUCACACAUAUUAUUAAACACACAAAACCCCACAAAUAUUCUUCUUUAAAUAAGCCAUAAGGACGUUGUUCUUUUACUGAUUUCUCAUCGCUACACUUCCUCUAUGUUAUAUAGGUUAUACAGUAGAUAUAAACCUUUCUUUUAUUUUAAAAGAAGGAUAUUGCACCACUCUGCUGCUCAAUUUCUCUCAGAAGCCUGGCUUCUGUAGUGGUCAAUGGUUUAAGGAAAAAUAAUGGGUAUUGAAGAUAGUAAACACGUUUGUAAAUUUUGAGUCUGUGUGUGUUUUACCUUUUGCAUACUCUUUUACCUUGGCAGGUUCGUCUCCUUCCUUUAGCACAUGAGAAUAAACAUCUAUAUCAGUUUUCCUAGUACUAUAUAAAAUUAUAUGUUAAAUGGUGCGCAAAUGGUGACACACAUAAAAGACCUUAAUUCUUGUACUUUUCUCUUAACCUACCCUCUGCCUCAUCAACGAAGGACUCUCUCUCUCCUUAGGUUUUCUGUGUCUAGGAAACCAGCUUCCCUCUGGCUCAUCCUUCUCUCCGAGCUUCUACCCUCAAUCUAGAUUAUUUUCCUCCCAUAAGGUCUCUUGUUCUCUGUGAUCUACCUAUCUAUCCAUUCAUCAAUAUAUCUCAUGUAAAUUAGUCUAUUUGAGUUUCUAUUACUGAGAUAACUCUAGAGAAAAAAUGCAAACGAACACAUAUGUUUUAUGCUCCCAGAGAGACAGCAAUUUAAAGAGAGACAAAUACCAUCAAGCAAUCGGACUGUAGUGCUACAAAAAGCACAGAGAAAGAAUGGUGAGAGAGUGCUUGUGUUCCGAGAGGGUCCUAGAUGGUUAUAACAGAGGCAAUUUGCUCUUAGCGUCUGUGUUUAUCACAUUGAGAAGAAGGAAAACAAACAAACAAACAACAGUAAGAGCCUUCUGUUCCCCUGACUGGCUGGCUGGCCGUCCUUUGCUUCCCAGUGCGGUAAAUACGCUGCCCUGGCUUCUCACAUCAUUUAUUCCACUAGGUGAAGAGAAUUUUGAAUCCAAAAACUGUCCUUUACUCCUUUCUGUCUCCUUGGUCGUAAACACAAUAUCUGGCAUUAAAAUAGUCAUGUAGAAUCUGAGUGGUUGAUUUAACUCACCCUGUUUGCAAUACACACCUCAUUUGGAACUAGUUUUCCUGAUUCUUAGUGUUUUUUUCUCAAUCAUGCAAAAUAUACUACUACUAAAUAUUACAGCAUAAAAAGCCGUGAGUCUUUUUUUCCCCUUUGGAGUAACCAGGGACUAUUCUGGUAACUAUCCUCAGCAGACUUGAGGGGGAGGAAAUAGCUAGUAAUUCCUCAUAUUUAUCCUCAUAUAACCACUAGAAGGGUCUGGUACUAGCAAGUUCUGUGUAUUCACCCUAUCACCAGAGCAGAAAGCCUAGACUAAUGGAAAAUAAGAAUAUCAUGGCUGCCUAUUUUCCUUGUUAACUCUUGGUUGAUAACUAAAUGUCCUAAGUAAAAAAUUAAAAUCAGCGCCGACACGAGCAGUCACUGAGUAUGUCCCGAAUAGGACUGGGACGGUUGACUUAGAGAUUCCAGAUUCUGCCUCUGACGACAUCCUGUUUCCUUUGUAACUGUCAUUCUUAGGACUUCUUCACCCCAUGAGAAAGCUGAUAUUCCAGUUUGUGACGUCACCUCAGCCUGCCUGUCCCUGCGUGAUUCCCUUUCAGCCCUUGGUCUCUACUUCCACUCCACUCAUGUUUUUUGCAGGCAUUCACCCCAUUUCCUAAGUGCCGCCCAUAUCUUUUACGUGGGUGUCUUGUUCAGCCUGACCUAGCAGCCCUAGGGGAUGAUGCCUGAAUCAUGCAUUUUAGAAUGCUGUUUGGAAUCUCCCACGGGAUUCAUUAGGGCAAUCUACUCACAGGGGGUUGUCAAAAAGUCCCAUGGCAGAUAGCUCUGGGAAGAAGCAGGAAGAAGGACCCCGAGAGGAAGACGGAGAAAAGGAGAAUGAAGUCUUGUAUUUAAUGAGACUUGGAAAAGCACCCGGAGAAACAGAAUUAGAGCACAAGAUGAAUCUAAGUCCACUGUGCGUGUGGAGUAGGGAAGGGAGGAAUUAGGGAUACUUCCAUCAUAGGAAAAGAACAGAGAAGCCAUGACACCAAAAGGAGACUUCUAAUAGAGUCUUCUAGAAGUGAAUGGAUCAUAAUUAAGUACAAGGAUAUUUCUGGAUGCAAUAUCCAGACUAGCUUCCCAUGAGAACAUUCUGAGGUAUGCUAUCACAGGUACCCAAGGGCUCUUACGAGCAUCUCCAUUAUUUCUAGAGCAACUUAUAUAGCUUGGAGGCUUAAUACAAAGACCCAACGUUUGUAACUGCAGCUGUUAGUUUGGUUGGUGUGUAUAUAUGUGUGUGACAUAAGUCUAUAAGCAUUUCCCAACUUGAGGCCAUGGCUCCUUUGGGCAACAGGGUCAGGGUGAACCUUGAAAGACUGAUGGUUGUAACUGGGAGAGAGCAGGGGAAGAAAACGGGGACCCAGAGAAAUUUGAGAUACUGUAGAAUUAUGCGAUAGGUACUAUAAUUAAACUGGGGGUUUUGAACACAGAGAAUCACUCUGUAAUUUGGGAAGAGUUUAUCAAAGAGUUAGUCCUUGAAAAAAGAAUGAACAUAACAAACACCAUGGGUGUCUCUCUUUUUAGGGUGUGUCCUCCCCCCACGAGGAUGAGUUUCAAUAACACGACAUCCUCGCCCUCCACCUUCCUCCUCACUGCUUUCCCGGGGCUGGAACGUGCUCACGUCUGGAUCUCCAUCCCUGUCUGCUGUCUCUAUAUCGUUGCUCUCUUGGGAAACAGCACAAUCCUGUUUAUCAUCACGGCUGAGCGGCGUCUCCACAAGCCCAUGUACUACUUCCUCUCCAUGCUGUCAGCUGUCGACCUGUGUCUGACCAUCUCCACGCUCCCCACUGUGCUUGGGGUUCUCUGGUUUCACGCCCGGGAGAUCAGCUUUAACGCUUGCUUCAUUCAGAUGUUCUUUGUCCAUGCCUUCUCCUUCCUGGAGUCUUCGGUGCUGGCAGUCAUGGCCUUCGACCGCUUCAUGGCCAUCUGCAACCCUCUGAAAUAUGCCGCCGUCCUCAAAGGCAAAAUGAUCAUGGCGAUUGGACUGGCCAUCUUCCUCCGACAAAUACUGUUCAUCGUUCCUGUGGUUCUCUUCUUAAAGGGUGUGUCUUUCCAGGGAGGCAAGGAGCUUUCUCACCCAUUUUGUUACCACCCAGAUCUAAUCAGAUACACAAUUUCCAGCCCCUGGAUCAGCAGCUUUUUGGGUCUGUUUCUUCAACUCUACUGGACCGGUACUGACUUACUGUUCAUUCUUUUCUCCUAUGUCCUGAUUAUUCGCACCAUUCUGAGCAUCGUGGCCCCAAAGAAGCAGCGGAAAGCUCUCAACACGUGCGUCUGUCACAUCUGCGCUGUCACGGUUUUCUACGUGCCGAUGAUCAGCCUGUCUUUCACACACCGCCUCCUCAGCUCCACCCCAAGGGUGAUCUGUAGCAUUCUGGCCAACGUCUAUUUGCUCGUACCACCUGUGCUGAACCCCAUCAUUUACAGCCUGAAGACCAAGACGAUCCGCCGGGCUCUGCUCCAGCUGCUUCGAUCCAAAAGUGCACGGGGCCGAACCAUGAGGGGCCUUAGAGGAUCGUGGGAUUGAAGGGGAGAAACUGUCGGUGCCUAAACUGCAUUUGAGUAGGAGAGAGAGUUGUAUCCAUGUCAUCCUCAGACAUUUUGGUUACUAAGACAAUUCAAAUUAAAUUAUAACAGCAAGAAAACAAGAAUCAUUUCCCCCUAAGCCUAUUAAAGAGUUCAAACAAACAAAUAAACUAUAAUUCAAAAU